Messenger RNA from Aphidius gifuensis, 2028 nucleotides. Its product is annotated as plasminogen activator inhibitor 1 RNA-binding protein-like. Gene Ontology annotation, cellular component: nucleus; cytoplasm. Bases 195 to 1679 code for a protein of 494 amino acids. The record is from RefSeq and is a predicted model, not a curated record. Lineage: Eukaryota; Metazoa; Arthropoda; Insecta; Hymenoptera; Braconidae. The transcript is spliced from 7 exons. Gene Ontology annotation, molecular function: RNA binding.
AGGACAAUGCGGUAGUCUCUUUCAUCAAACCAGCGGGUCUAGAACGAAACCUCGUGGGUUGAAAAAAGUCGAUCGGCUAGUCGUGAUCGGCCAUAUUGAAAUAUAACAUUGAAUGUCUGUGUUACACAAGGGCUCAAAAGUAGCCGUGAUAUUAUCUCAAUAUCCUCAAAGAAACGAGGAUAAAUUCAACAAUCAUGGAGAAUCAAUGCAACUUUGUUGUUGCUAAUAAAUUCUCAUUGGCAAUUGAUGAGGAUGAAGAUCCCCUUGAAUUAAUUAAAGUGCGUGAACAAGAAAAAGAGGCUAAAAAAAAGGAAAAAUUAUCUGGUAAAGAAAAUAAAAGUAAGCAACCAGAGGGUGCUAAACCAGCCGGUAACAAGCCACCAAAACCAAAAGUUAUCAAAGAAAAUACACAGCCACAAUCAGCUAAAAUUCAAGAUGCCAAGAAAGAUAUUGUUGAAAAGAAACCUGGCCAGCCAAGACCUGCUGGUGGAGAUCGCAAUGUGAAAUUCUCCGGUGAAUCCCGUGAAGAACGUAACAACAGACGCAAUCGUGAAGAUGGUGGUGAAAGACCACCACGUAAUCAUGAUGGCCCACGUAACCAUGAUGGUCCACGCAAUCAUGAUGGUCAAGUAAGACGAGGACCUCCAUCUGGAGAAAAUCGUGAUUAUCAUCGCAAUUUUAAUGAUGGUUCCAAAGGUGAUUUUGGUGAUCGUCGUGGACCACGUGGUCCACGUAUGGAACGUGGUGGUGAUCGCGUUGAACGUGGAGAUCGUGUUGAACGUGGUGAUCGCCAAGAACGUGGUGAACGCAAUGAUCGUCCACGUGGUGGACCUCGCGGUGGUGGACGUGGUGGUGGUCGCGGAGGCUAUGACAACCGAGGCAAACGCGAAUUCGAUCGUCAAUCUGGUUCUGACAAAACGCAACCAAGGCAUGGUUACAGUGGGGUUAAACCAGUCGACAAGAAGGAUGGCGCUGGAAGCCACAACUGGGGAACCCACAAUGAUGAAAUUGAAGAAAGCAUGAAUCCUGAAAGCCAAGAUUCUUGGGGAACUGAUAAACCAGAGGGUGAAGUUAAAGCUGCAUCAACUGAAGUCAAAGAAGGUGAAACACCAGCUGAAGGUGUUGCACCAACUGGUGAUGCACCAGCUGAAGAUGCACCAAUUGAUGAAGAAGCCAAGAAAUUAACUUUGGAUGAAUACAAAGCAUUACGUGGACAACGUGCCAAGCCAACUUUCAAUUUACGUAAAGCUGGUGAGGGUGAAGAUUUAACACGCUGGAAGAAAAUGUAUGCUCUUGAAAAAAAGAAGGAAGGUGCUGAGGAAGAAGAAGAAGAUGAAGAGGAAGAAUACGACUUGACUGUUGAAUAUCCUCAACGUGUUGGAAGACAAAAACGUGUAUUUGAUAUUGAAAUACAAUUUGCUGAUUCAAGACGUGGUGGUGGUGGACGUGGAGGACGUCCUGGUCGUGGACCACGUGGUGAUCGUCCCGCUGGACGUGGAUUUAAUCGUGAUCGUGGAGCACCAAGAGAUGUUGCUCCAAGAGAUGCUGCUGAACCUCGUGGGCCAGCUGAUGCUCCAAAGCCUGCACCAGUUCAAGCUGAACAAAGAGCCCCACGUGGUGGUGGCCGUCAAAACGCUCCAAAGGUUGAAGAUGAGCAUGACUUCCCUUCAUUGCGUUAAGCUUUGAUAUUAAAAAUAUCUUUUCUUAAUUACCAUCCUCAUCAUAAACAACAACAACAACAACAACAGUAACAACAAAAACAACAACAACAAAAAACAAAUUUAAAAAUAAAAAAAUAACAAAAUAAGUUGACAAAAAAAUCGAAAACUAAUAAAAAAACAAAAAAAAUAAAUAAAAAACCAAGUCCCUCUUUUACCAUCCAUCUACCAUUUGCAGAACCAAGAAAUUAGAAGUGCAGAAAGAGUACGAGUGUAUAAUGAAACUUUUAAGGGAUAUUAAUAAUAAAUUUAAAAAUAAUACAAAAAAAAAAAAAAUGUAUUUCUAUAUAAGAAAAUGAAAUUUUUAAAU